AUGGACUACUCCUACCUCAAUUCGUACGACUCGUGCGUGGCGGCCAUGGAGGCGUCCGCCUACGGCGACUUCGGCGCCUGCAGCCAGCCCGGCGGCUUCCAGUACAGUCCCCUGCGGCCCGCCUUCCCCGCGGCCGGGCCUCCCUGCCCCGCGCUCGGCUCCUCCAACUGCGCGCUUGGCGCUCUACGCGACCAUCAGCCUGCGCCCUACUCGGCAGUGCCCUACAAAUUCUUCCCGGAGCCGUCGGGCCUGCACGAGAAGCGCAAGCAGCGGCGCAUCCGCACCACGUUUACCAGCGCGCAGCUGAAGGAGCUGGAACGCGUCUUCGCCGAGACUCACUACCCCGACAUUUACACGCGCGAGGAGCUGGCGCUCAAGAUCGACCUUACCGAGGCUCGCGUGCAGGUGCGAGGUCUCACCCGCGCCUGCCGGCCCCGGGCUGACCGGCCCCUGUGCCCGCAGGUCUGGUUCCAGAACCGCCGGGCCAAGUUCCGCAAACAGGAGCGUGCGGCCAGCGCCAAGGGUGCGGCGGGCGCGGCGGGCGCCAAAAAGGGUGAGGCGCGCUGCUCGUCCGAGGACGACGACUCCAAGGAGUCCACGUGCAGCCCCACGCCCGACAGCACCGCGUCCCUGCCGCCGCCGCCGCCGCCGCCGCCGCCUGCGCCCGGCCUGGCCAGCCCGCGCCUGAGCCCCAGCCCGCUGCCCGCCGCCCUGGGCUCCGGGCCUGGAGCCGGGCCGGGGCCACAGCCGCUCAAGGGCCCGUUGUGGGCCGGCGUGGCGGGCGGUGGGGGCGGCGGACCGGGCGCGGGCGCGGCGGAGCUGCUUAAGGCUUGGCAGCCGGCGGAACCCGGGCCCGGGCCCUUCUCUGGGGUUCUGUCUUCCUUCCACCGGAAGCCCGGCCCUUCCCUGAAGACCAAUCUCUUCUAGCUGCCGGCCUCUAGAGGCUCCGGGCCUGCCGCCUGAGACGCCCCUGCCCCUCCAGGACCUGACAGAGUCCCUCCUCAUCCUGGCCGCCUGCCUGAUGUCCCCAUCUGUUCCACCCCCUCACCGUGUCUGACCCCUAUGUGUGCCCUCCCCAGCUUUGGAGACCAAGUCAGGGCCACUCUCGUCCUCACCCACCCCUACCCAGUGGAGGGGGGUACUUUUCACUGGGAUGCCCUCGGGGAGAGCCCAGGACCCCUUCUAGCCUGGUUUUCUUCAGAACUGGAAUCAAACAACGCCUGCCCCUAACACAGUGCUCAAAGGUGACUCCUCAAACGGGGACAGCCCGGCUUCCUCCCCUGCCCCUGCA
Eubalaena glacialis (North Atlantic right whale) is the source of this 1291-nucleotide messenger RNA. It is a transcript of the gene PHOX2A, whose product is annotated as paired like homeobox 2A. The record is from RefSeq and is a predicted model, not a curated record. Bases 1 to 927 code for a protein of 308 amino acids. Gene Ontology annotation, molecular function: DNA-binding transcription factor activity, RNA polymerase II-specific; RNA polymerase II transcription regulatory region sequence-specific DNA binding. Lineage: Eukaryota; Metazoa; Chordata; Mammalia; Artiodactyla; Balaenidae. Gene Ontology annotation, biological process: regulation of transcription by RNA polymerase II. The transcript has 3 exons.